Rubroshorea leprosula is the source of this 997-nucleotide messenger RNA. Lineage: Eukaryota; Viridiplantae; Streptophyta; Magnoliopsida; Malvales; Dipterocarpaceae. The record is from the annotation of a GenBank genome assembly.
UAAAGAUGAUAAUGAAAUCAAACAUAGUUUUAAGAACUGAAUGGUGUUGUACCUAUGAUUUUGAUGAUUACAAAACACAUUUGAGUGACUAAUUGGUUUAUUUAAGUGUGUAGUUAAGUUGCUAAAAGGUUGCAAGUAAACUUGGAUUGCACUAAAAAUAGACCAAAAGGAUUCAAUGUGCAGAGAGCCGGCUCAUGAAAGCUGCAGCCGGCUCUGGUGAAAUGGAAGUGCGGAUAGCCGGCUCUAGAAGUUGCAGCCGGCUCUACAGGCAAAAAUUUGAAGAACGUUGUUUGGCGCGCGCAGAGAAAAGACGCAAAGCCGACUCCAACUUUAUAGCCGGCUGUGAGGGUGCAUUUAAUGCACAACGGAAACCCGCAGAGCCGGUUGCAGAAAUGGUGAGCCGGCUGAGCAGAGCCGGCUCUAGUAAGUUAAGCCGGCUCUCCUGACAGUUCUGCAACUCGAGCCAUGCGUCCUGCAGAGCAUUUAAUGACCCCCAACGGCUAUUUUCGAGCGAGGGGCUAUAAAUAUGGUUGGUAACAGAUGUGAAGGGGUUUAGAGAGCAUUGUAUUGAAUAUCUUUACCUACCUACAUGUGCUUUAACUUGAGAUUUUGAUCUUUGAGAGAUCUUUGUUUGUAAUCCUCUUCUUGUGCUAUUAGUGAGUGAUCUUGGGGAUGUGUUGAUUCCUUCAAGAGUGAUCUGUAGAGAGGAUCUUUGGGGUUAAAGUGUAAAGGGGUGAGAUUUGAGAGAAACCCUUCUUCUUGUAAAGGAUUGAGUGGCUCCUUUAAGCCACCAUUGUUUUUGAUAGUGGAGAGUGUGGAGGAAAUCCUUGGUGAGUGAAGCCAAGGUAGAGGACUAGGUUCAAAGUGGUUGGACCGAACCUCUAUAAAAUCAUUGUGCAAGCUCUUCUUCUUCACUCUCUCUUUAAUUUUUGUUUGGUGGUUGCAAAGAGGCGAAAAUUCUCCAACUCCAAUUCACCCCCCCCUCUUGGAGUGCAUU